AUGACCGUUCCACGUGUGGACGUCGCCACUCCCGACACGACAACUACUGCGACCGUGUACGGGUGGGUGAAGACCAUCCGUCGCCAAAAGAACUUGAGCUUCAUCACCAUCAACGAUGGGUCUGCGUUCAAGAGUCUGCAGGUGGUGUGCGACGCGUCGUCGAUUCCUGCCGCGUCGUUGGCGGACGUGUCAGUGGGCAGCAGCGUGACGGUCACAGGCGCCGUGACGCACGCUCCUAAGUCGGGGCAAGUGGAAGUACACGCGCAGUCCGUCACCGUACUGGGCACGAGCGACCCCGCCGUGUACCCGCUGUCCAAGAAGUUCCACGGCCUCGAGUUCGUCCGCGAGCACCUCCAUCUUCGGCCGCGGACCAACACGUUUGGCGCUUUGACCCGCGUCCGCAAUGCCCUCAGCCAAGGCCUGCAUCAGUACUUUCAGUCUCAGGACUUUGUCCAAGUGCAUACGCCCAUCUUGACAUCGAUCGACGCCGAAGGGGCGGGCGAGCAGUUUCGCGUCACACGGGACUAUCCCGAAGCUUCCUCUGGAGCCCACAAUCCUGAUGAUAGUACUACUCCAUCGUUCUUUGGCCGACCUGCCUACUUGACCGUGUCGGGCCAGCUCCAUGCUGAAAUGUACGCGAGUGCGCUGUCGAAAGUGUACACGUUUGGGCCGACGUUUCGCGCCGAGAACAGCAACACGAGCCGCCACCUGUCCGAGUUCUGGAUGGUCGAGCCCGAGAUGGCCUUUGCCGGCUUGUCCGAGUGCAUGGCGAGCGCGCAGGGCGCCGUCCAGCACAGCAUCCAGCACGCUUUGGCGACAUGUCCGGACGACUUGGCGUUUUUUCAGGAGCAGCAGCAGGCCAAAGAAUCUACGCCCAAAAAGUCAGCUCAGUCCACGAAUCUACUAAGUCAACUCACGGCGGUGGCGACCCAUGACAUCCCACACAUGACGUACACGGAAGCUAUUGCCGUCUUGACCCAGGCGUCCGUCAAGUUUGAGCUUAAGCCGGAAUGGGGUAUCGACUUGAAGACCGAACACGAGCGGUACUUGGCAGAGACGUACGUGGGAGGACCUGUGUUCGUGACCGACUACCCCGCCGCGCUCAAGGCGUUCUACAUGCGGCAGAAUGACGUGGCAGAUCCGGACCGCGCAACAGUAGCCGGCAUGGACCUCCUCGUGCCGGCCGUCGGCGAACUCGUCGGUGGCAGCGUACGCGAAGAACGGCUCGAGGUGCUCGAAGCCAAGAUGCGCGCGAGCGGGGUGGACCCGAAUGGACUGCAGUGGUACCUGGACCUCCGUCGCUUCGGGACAGUGCCGCACGCGGGAUGGGGCCUCGGGUUCGAGCGCCUCGUGCUGUUCGUCACAGGGAUGGAGAACAUCCGAGACGCCAUCGCCGUGCCGCGGUACCCGGGUGCCUGCCGCCAUUAA
Molecule: messenger RNA, 1428 nt
Organism: Aphanomyces astaci
Lineage: Eukaryota; Oomycota; Saprolegniomycetes; Saprolegniales; Verrucalvaceae
Product: asparagine-tRNA ligase
Exons: 6
Coding region: 1-1428 (475 amino acids)
Biological process (GO): asparaginyl-tRNA aminoacylation
Cellular component (GO): mitochondrion
Molecular function (GO): nucleic acid binding; ATP binding; asparagine-tRNA ligase activity
Source: RefSeq, a predicted model, not a curated record